CAUUGGAUAAAAAUAUUGUUCCUAUUGUAACCUGGUUACAAAAUUGCCACCCAGGGAAUUCUUGCCAUAUCUAUUCCGUAUUGAUUAAAGUUCAUGCCGUUCAUGAAUUUUAAUUCAUAACCUGAGUAAACACGUUUCUGAGUCAAAUUUAUGUCUUUUUGUUAUGUUAGUGGUAAAUUACACACAUAUAACCUAGUGAUCCUUAUCAAAUUUUGAGUAGUAUACUUUAAAGGUAGGUGUGUCAUUUAUUUAUUUAACCCAAGUGAUUAAAAUGAGAAAAUCGCAGUUUAUCAUUAAGGUCACCGGAACUGGUCAGUCGACGAUACUAUAUAGAAAUAUAUCAUGAUCAACAUCUAUAUAUUUGUUCUUGAUUACGAGAUAAUUUUCUCGUAAAAUUUUACGAGAUCUUACGAAAUAGUUGAAAUGAAUCUUAUUUUUAGCUACUAAUAGGCUUCCGUACUUUCGUACAUUUCAGCUGUUUUGAAAACAAAAUAAAAGAUGACGAACUGAUAUAAAAAUUGUGAUCGAAUUGGAAAUUUCUUGCUAUAUUUUUACUGCACGUUAUGCAGUUUUUUUAAGAUAUUUCAUCUUUUUUUCUUUUUUCUUUUCCCUUUUUUUCUGCGAAGUGACCGGAUCCUAAUAUGACGCAUGCGCGAAUUGCUCACAACUUGGGUAUCACCCAGAGAAGUCAGCAUUGACGUAAUUUUACAAAUAUUUUGGAUUUUUUGAGCAACAAUGACAUCACUUUUGAUUCCCAGAUGAUGAAGCGUAUCACGUUUAAAAGCGUGAAGCUCUCGUUACACCGCCGCAGGCGAAGUCCAACCGAUGACGGACCAAUUGUAGGGGAUGGUGAAUCAACCUCAGAAUCACACAGCCCAAGUCUCCCAGAUUCCACCCCCGAGGUAAGGAAGAAAGAGAAGAUUGGGUUGUUAAAGAGCUUCAAGCGCCGUCUCACUACCAAUCUCCGUCGAAAAAGUGACGACGGCCAUGAGAGUGACCACAUCGAAGACCAUUAUAUGACCGUGCCUUCAAAACGUGACUCCAAAAAACACAAGAACAAGUGGAAGCCCCCUGAUCACUCCUCCAAGUCAAACUCAUCGUCUCAUAGCUGUGAUAGCUUAGAUCUGAAUAUUACCUCAAACAGUUUUCAGAAACUGUGUGAUAUACAGACUAACACUGAUGCGUAUGAUAUAAAUGUGAAAAAAGACAAAGCAAGCUGCAAGACGAAAGAUAUGGCUCGCUUUCAAGUGACAGAAAAAUGUAAAAGUGACCAGCUACCGAAGGAGUGUGUUGUUAAAAAUGUUAAUGUGAAAGAGGGUAAUAUAUGUGUGGAUAAAAUGUCUCUUCCUUACCUGGAAACCAGGACUGAGGUGACAAGGGCAUCAACCUUUACUGAUUGUGAUGAAGAACGGGAGGCUCCUAAAGUGUGGAAUUUGACACAAGAGUUAUUUCGACUCUCAAAGUUUGGGUGGUACUGGGGCCCUAUUACACGUGUGGAGGCAGAAGACAAACUUGCCAAUCAACAGAAUGGUGCUUUUCUUGUUCGAGACAGUUCUGAUGAACGAUACUUAUUGAGUUUAAGUUUUCGAUCUUAUGGUCGAACUUGGCACACACGCAUUGAACACUGCAACGGAAUGUUUAGCUUUUAUGCUCAGCCUGAAACUGAAGGAUAUCCUUCAAUAGUAGAUUUAAUAGAACACUCCAUGAACGACUCCCAGACUGGGAUUUUCUGUUAUUCCCGAUCAAGGUCCCCUGGUGCUCCAUCAUUCCCUGUGCGGCUCACAAAACCUGUAUCACGUUUCACCCAAGUGCGGUCUCUCCAGUAUUUGUGUCGUUUUGUCAUUCGCCAGUACACACGCUACGACCAUAUUCAGCAGCUUCCUCUUCCAAAGAAAAUAAAAGGAUGGAUUGAAGAGAAUCAGUACUAGGGCAUGCAAAAGCUCUUUGUUUACAACAUAUUAGAUAUAUAAAUGUUCUUUUGAAAACGCAUUAAGAAUUUCCCGGUUGUCAUAUUGUACCACUAUAUGUAAACUUAAAGUUUUAAGUUGUUAGGAGUUUGUCAGUUUGUACAAAACUUGUAAAUACUGUACAUUUGGGUUUUUUAUUUGGAAUUACCUCCUCUUUAUAAAUGAUGGCUCAAUAUUUGCCUUUGAAUAUUUAUUAUAUCAUGCAUUUCAUCAUAUUUAGAUCGUAGAAUGUUUACACUUGUUAAUUUUAUUUGUUGUGAGUGCAUAAUGAAUUUGUCCAAAUCCUGAACAUUUUCUACUUUUGGAUGUGUGACAAAUUUAUAAUUAAUUACUAUUUUAUUGCUUUGCAUUAAGUAAUACAUGUUAUGUAUUUCAUAUUUUUUUCUUCUUGUUGAUACUAGAUGAUCUGAUUUUUAAUAUAUACAGAGGUGAUCAUUUUUUUUAUGCUUUUCUCUGAUAUACAUGUUCCUAGCUCUCAGAUCACAACGAGUACAACAUGAUUGUUAUGGUCUAGUUCAUUGCUAUGAAUCUUUGAUGAAGUAUGUUGAGCUUAGCAUCACAUAUAAAGUAGAGUUAGACAGGGCUAGAAUUAAACACAUUUGUUUGCACUCAUUUCACCAAUUUAAAACAAAAUCCGGGACUUAAAUGGGUUUAUUUCUUAUAUUUUUAUCAAUUUUUUUUUUUUUACUCAUUUCUUCUUUAUUCCAGAAUUGUGCAGGUCUACCAGUUUUUACAUGGCAUUUAAUUAUAGAUAUACAGGAAAGAUAAAUACAAAUUUGCUCAUUUAAUUUAAUCAUGUUAAUGCAGAGUCAAGAGAGGGCAAACAAAGAUAUUUUUUAAAGAUGGCUCAGGACAAGAUCCAUCUUAUGGUAUGAAUUUUAUGAUCAUAUAAAUUUUUCAGUCUGAAGUAAAAUUUUCUUGCAAAUACAUCUAAAGUUGCAUGAAGGUGAGUGAUGUUUUUAUUUUUGUGAAUAUGGGCAUUUUUCUAUAUACAUUGUACUAGUUAUUGUAGUACUAAUGAUACAGUACACAAAAUGGAAAACAAGCUCUCUCACUCCAGUAGACUUUAAUAUAGAUAAUAGAAUGGUUAUUUCUAAUGGGGAUUAGAUAAUAAGAAAUUUAUAUUAGUCAGAAUAUAUAUUAAAGACCAGAAAGAGAUGAGAUGAAUAAUUGUAAGGGUUAUUUCAUGAGUGUAUUGUGUUGUUUAUGCAUUUUUAUGUUGGUACGUCAAGAACUCCAGAUAUUGAGAAGUUGUCAAUGUGGUUGUAUUACAAAGUAAUAUUUAUUUAUUUGCCAUUAAGAACAAAGUGACAUGACAUUGUAUAUGUAUAACAAGGCUGUACGCAUUGGACUUAGAACAUUAUUAGUUUAAUAGGUCCUAAUUUAGUAUAGUAGAAAUACACUGCUUUAUUUCGGUUUAUGUCUAUGCUAAGUGUACUCCAGCAUAAUUCACAUAAGAUCCUUUGAUCUACUCACUUAUUUCACAACACAAGGAUCUUUGGUGAAGUGAAAUAUUAAAAUGGAACAAAUUAAAUGAUCCAAUUUUGAAUUUGGUUUAGUUUACUCUUAUGUGCAAUAUCUUUUACAUAGAGUUCUAUGGUGCUGUAUUUUACCACUUCACAAAUAUUCAGCAAAACAGUAUGUGCAAUAUUGGCAACAGAGUAGGGAAAUCCCCCUUCUGGAUUUUUGAAUAUUUUAAUCACAUUCUACAUUUCACUGAUCAUGCUCCACUGGUUUGUCUUCAGAGAUUGUGGAAUUAUCCUCUUGUUCACACAGUUUUUCUAGACAUGGAAUACAAAGUGUGUAACUGCAAUACUGAAGAGUUAAAAAAAAAAUAUCUGAACUGUAAAGCAUUUCAAAUAAGGUUGUUGGGUUUUUUUUUAAAAGAAUAUACAUUGAGUAGGACAAAAAUCUCUUGAGAUUGCUGAUGAGGCAUUUGAUCGUGGUACUCUUUUUAAAGUUUAAUCAUGAAUUGUGAUGUUGAAUGCUGUCCGUGUCUUAUGUACAUGUUUGUUUACUAGUCAGAUUUCAUUACAGUACUACUAAAUUUUGCAACACACCUUUAGUAUAACUAUAAUUUGUUGUCAACAGACAGUUAGCAAUACAAGUAAUGGAUUGACCACCAAAGGUCUUGCUCAUCCCCCAUGAUCACUGAUUGACCAUCAUAGUGGUGCCAACACAUAACUAUUAGCUUAGUGAAUCUAGGUAUUAGAAUGCUGUGUAUUGUCAUUGUUUUUUAAAACAGUUAUACUGUUAGAUUUUCAUUUUUUACAAUCUAUGAUCUGACAUUUUCAAAAAACCAAGUCAGUUGAUAUUGCCUCUGGGAGCGCUAAGAUCUCAAUUGUAAUGAACACAAAUGCAUAUAUGUGUAUUUUUAGCACAGUGAUGCUUUACUAUUUUGAAGACAUUUAAAUCCUUGACAAAGUACAGUAAAUUUUGCAACAAUAUAUUUUGAAAUGUUUAUUACUGUUUUGUAUUCUGGUUUUAUCUCACUUGAGUCACUGGUUUACAUGAGGUUUUUUUUUUUUUCAAAAUUAAAUCAUUUAUGAACAUGUAUCGCUAUACAGUGACAUGUAUAAGGGUGAGAUCAGAAGUUCAAUGUCCGACAAAAAACUAAAUUCACAUAGUUUUCACCACAAUUUUUAACAAGUAUCCCCCCCCCCCAAAAAAAAACCUAAAUAUGAUGAAUGUUGAAACUAACCGUAAGAACAAAUAAAAAGAAAAACAUACAAGUACACAUCACACUUUGUAUAAUUUUUCUAAUGUUUAUUCACCAAUGAAAAGGUACAUUAAAACUAUUAAAUGUUCAUUAAAAUGUAAUAUGUGGUUUUCAACAAUCGCUUGUAUUUUGUUCAUUUUCCACUAAAGUGUAAUUGAUGUCGGAUGACAGAAUCUAAAGGGAAAUUUUAUCCCCCCUCCCCCUAACUGUUUGAAUUUAGAUUUUUAUCAGACAUCGAUCUUUUGAUCUCGUACCUAAAUUGCUGUCAAGUGACACAACUUUUCACGAAUAUCUCUCCCCAUAUUCAUGAAACGGAGAUGACAAAUCUUUCUUUGACACAAGUGAGCAUUGUGGUAUUUGGUUUUGUUGGUAUACUUUCACUCAUUUGAACUUUACACAAUCUAUCCAGGAUACUGGAUAGAUUGUGUAACAUUAGGAUAUAUAAUUUUAGGUUGUUUGAUGAUGUACCAUAUCACAGAGCUUAUGAUUUUAAAUGGGAAGUAACAAAUAAUAUAUAUGUAUUUUCAUAACUUCUGAUGUUCAUCUGUUAACAUUCACUCAAAUCACCUGUACAGGGACUUAAUGUUUUUCUAUUCAGUCCAGCCCUAGUCUUCAAAAAAUUUCAAAUAAUGCAAAAGUUUAGUGUCAGUUAACCAAAUGUUUAAAAAAAAAAUAAUCCAAGUGUUGUGGGAGUUAAGCAGAUUUUUUAGGGAGGGGUGGGUGGGGUGUCCAGAUUUCCUUUCUUGCUGAGUGUGUACAACUUUCAGUGAUUCCUGGUUUGUGUAGUGUUAUAGACACUGUUGUUUACCAUAAGCUUCUUAAUGUCACUACUUCAUAAUUUAGUUGUGAGAAUUUUAUAAUUAUUGUUAUACAUGUAAGCAUUGCAUUUCAAGAUUUGAAACAGCUGAUUAGGUUGCUAUAAAUAAACUGUGCAAAUUCA
This is a messenger RNA of Ostrea edulis (European flat oyster), 5626 nucleotides long. RefSeq lists its product as uncharacterized. Gene Ontology annotation, biological process: intracellular signal transduction; phosphatidylinositol phosphate biosynthetic process; regulation of growth. The transcript has a single exon. The coding region runs from base 759 to 1928 and encodes 389 amino acids. NCBI's taxonomy places the organism in Eukaryota, Metazoa, Mollusca, Bivalvia, Ostreida, Ostreidae. The record is from RefSeq and is a predicted model, not a curated record. Gene Ontology annotation, cellular component: phosphatidylinositol 3-kinase complex. Gene Ontology annotation, molecular function: 1-phosphatidylinositol-3-kinase regulator activity.